CGUGUCCAGAAUGGUUCCUUUGCUCAUCCUCUCAGUGCUGGCAGCUGUGGUCUGUGAAGAGACAUGCAACUCCCAGGUGAACAGUGAGCUGCUGGUGGCCCUGAAUAAGGCUCUGCUGCGCUCAGUGGAGACUCAGGAGGGGCUGCCUAACCCCAGUGUGCACCUGGCCCUGCGUCUGUCGGACCUGCACAAUCAGGCCCAAGAGAGCACCCACCUACACCGUCUCACCAGUCUGCUGCACGCUCACAUCCAGAGCUCUCUAUCCCAGCCCCCCUCCUCCCUUGGUCUCCUGGCUUUGUACGCUUUAGCACUCAGAUCAUCCUGCUAUGACCUGAGCACCAUCACCUUCACAGUAAAAGGUCACACAGAUACUCUGCUCAACCAGCUCAAGAGCGCCUUGCAGAGAGAGAAGGACGAUAUUACAGUGAGCCAGCACAGCCGUCCCUCCACAAAUUACUACCAGUACUCCCUGGGUGUGAUGAGCCUAUGUGUGGGCGGGGUGAGGGUGGAGCACCAUGUCCUCCAUAAGCUCCUGAAGGCUGUGGAGCAGGACCACCUCAAGCAUGGAGAGGCUGAGUGUGUGGACUCAUAUGCCAUGGCGGGGAUGGCCCUUCAGUGUGUCAAAGACUCCAGGGCUCACGUCCUGAGGGCCAUUGAGCUGAACACGGCCCUCACCAAGAUCCAGAACAAGCUGUUAGCAGCACGCAGACCCGACGGCCACAUUGGCAAUGAGUACAGCACCGGCUUGGCAGUCCAGGCCUUACUGGCAAUGGGUCAGCAGGUGUUUGAGUGCUCCAUGCCUCUGGAGGCCAUGAGGAGAGACGCCCGAAACGGCCUGUACCACAACCCCAUGGCCCUGUCCCAGGUCCUGCCUGCUCUGCAGCUGCGCUCCUACAUCUCCACCAGGACCAAGCAGUGUCUUGCUGAGGAUGACAGCCUGGUCCUGGAGCCCCCUGAGCCUGUGGUAGAGGCCCCGGUCCAGCCCAAAGUCUUUGUGUCGGUGACAGUACACACCUCAGAAGGGACAAAGAGCCUCUACAGUGUGAACGUGCCUCAGGGGAGCUCUCUGCUGCAGGUACUGGAGCUGCUGGCCACCGACAGCACAGCUGGAUUCACGUUUGAGAAAGAGUCCAGUCUGUGGGGGCCCUUCCUCAGUGUAGUGAAUGGAGAACAGGCAAGGCAGAGUGACCGCAGAUACUGGCAGCUGUCAGCAGAGAACUCCGUGCUAACACAGGGUAUCAGGGAUUACAAGAUUGAGAUGCCUCAGAACAUUGUCAUUAAGAACACUAGCUACUGAACACAGUUUUGCUGUGGACCAAAGACUACAGGGAACACAUACGCUUCAGCUGUCUUUUACCCACUCAUGAUCCAGAGA
Periophthalmus magnuspinnatus is the source of this 1375-nucleotide messenger RNA. RefSeq names its product transcobalamin II (gene tcn2). The coding region runs from base 11 to 1297 and encodes 428 amino acids. Gene Ontology annotation, biological process: cobalamin transport. Gene Ontology annotation, molecular function: cobalamin binding. The record is from RefSeq and is a predicted model, not a curated record. Lineage: Eukaryota; Metazoa; Chordata; Actinopteri; Gobiiformes; Gobiidae. The transcript is spliced from 10 exons.